Molecule: messenger RNA, 2584 nt
Organism: Ficedula albicollis (Collared flycatcher)
Lineage: Eukaryota; Metazoa; Chordata; Aves; Passeriformes; Muscicapidae
Gene: CDKAL1
Product: CDK5 regulatory subunit associated protein 1 like 1
Exons: 16
Coding region: 63-1811 (582 amino acids)
Biological process (GO): tRNA methylthiolation
Cellular component (GO): endoplasmic reticulum
Molecular function (GO): 4 iron, 4 sulfur cluster binding; tRNA (N(6)-L-threonylcarbamoyladenosine(37)-C(2))-methylthiotransferase activity
Source: RefSeq, a predicted model, not a curated record
GCACCCUUAGCAGGCUGGAGCCGGGUUUACUGUCCAAGAGGAUUUAGACCUUUCUUAAAAAGAUGCCUGCUGCCUGUGAGUCAGUGCUUGAGGAUAUAGAAGACAUCGUGUCAGCAGAAGAUCUGAAGCCACACGAUCGGCACUUUGUGAGAAAGAAUGUUUUCCCCAAAGUGCGAAAACGCAGCUCCCAGAAAAACGUUCAGGCAGAUGAGGAGCCCCCAAGUGACAGUAUUAUUCCUGGUGUUCAGAAAAUCUGGAUUCGUACAUGGGGAUGUUCUCACAAUAAUUCGGAUGGUGAAUACAUGGCUGGACAGCUGGCUGCAUAUGGAUACAAAAUUACAGAUGAUUCUGCUGAAGCAGAUUUAUGGUUGCUGAACAGUUGUACAGUAAAAAAUCCUGCUGAAGACCACUUCAGAAACUCAAUCAAGAAAGCCCAAGAAGGGAAGAAGAAAGUUGUUCUGGCAGGCUGUGUACCCCAAGCCCAACCUCGCCAGGAGUACCUGAAAGGCUUGAGUAUUAUAGGGGUUCAGCAGAUAGAUCGUGUAGUAGAAGUUGUGGAGGAAACUAUUAAAGGUCAUUCUGUGAGACUGCUGGGUCAGAAAAAGGAUAAUGGAAAACGUUUGGGGGGAGCACGAUUGGAUUUGCCAAAGAUUAGGAAGAAUCCACUGAUAGAAAUAAUUUCCAUCAAUACAGGGUGUCUCAAUGCAUGUACCUACUGUAAAACUAAGCAUGCCAGAGGAGAUCUAGCAAGUUAUCCUAUUGAAGAACUUGUGGACAGAGCCAAGCAGUCUUUUCAAGAGGGUGUUUGUGAGAUAUGGCUGACCAGCGAAGACACAGGGGCUUAUGGCAGAGACAUUGGCACAGACCUCCCCACGCUUCUCUGGAAGCUGGUUGAAGUUAUUCCUGAGGGAGCUAUGCUGAGGCUUGGCAUGACAAACCCUCCCUAUAUUUUAGAGCAUCUGGAGGAAAUGGCCAAGAUUCUCAAUCAUCCUAGAGUAUAUGCUUUUCUGCACAUACCAGUCCAGUCAGCCUCUGACAGUGUGCUCAUGGACAUGAAAAGAGAAUAUUGUGUGGCAGACUUCAAACAAGUAGUGGAUUUCCUUAAAGAAAAGGUGCCUGGAAUAACAAUUGCUACAGACAUCAUUUGUGGUUUUCCAGGAGAGACAGAUGAAGAUUUUCAAGAAACUAUGAAACUUGUAGAACUGUACAGGUUUCCAAGCUUGUUUAUCAAUCAAUUCUACCCACGACCAGGAACCCCAGCUGCAAAAAUGCCUCAGGUUCCAGCUGCAGUGAAAAAGCAGAGAACAAAGGAUCUGUCCCAGCUGUUUCAUUCAUACAAUCCAUAUGAUCAUAAGGUUGGUGAGAGGCAGAGAGUUCUGGUUACAGAAGAAUCCUUUGACUCCAAUUACUACGUUGCUCACAAUCCUUUCUAUGAGCAGGUUCUUGUGCCAAAGGAUCCCCUGUUAAUGGGUAAGAUGGUAGAAGUGAAUAUUUAUGAAGCUGGGAAACAUUUUAUGAAGGGGCAGCCGGUAUCAGAUGCCAGAGUUCACACUGCAUCCAUCAGCAGACCGUUAGCAAAAGGAGAAGUUUCUGGUUUAACAGAGGAGUUCAGACGUUCAGCCCAGAACGGCACAAACUGGAAAGCACAGCCUUCUGCUGAGAUCCCAGGGAAAACACAGCCCAGCUCCUGCAUGGCUUUGCAGCUCCCAUGGCAACAAGGGGGAGGUGGACUGAAGAUCCUGUCUGUCAGCCUGGCUCUACUGGCAGUCCUUGUUAUGUUUUACUACAGAGGAAUGAAAACAGAACUGUGAACUGAAUGGGGCUUUUAUAAAAACAAUGAAACUGCUGUUCAAAAUCUUCAAAGGAAACACUUUUACCAACAACUUUUUUUUUUAAAAAAAAAAAAAGAAGCUGAUAUAAAUUGGGCAAUAAUUUGUACUCACUCUAUGCCUUUCCUGCCAUUCAAAGGAGAGAACAUUAAUAAGCUGUGGGAAGGCCUAUUUUCCCUAAAACCAGAAAUCCUUGGUUGGUAGAACAGUUUGUUGCAUCUUUCCUUUUCUUUUUUUCUUAAAAUGAUGCAAUGUUUGCAUUACAUACUCUUUUCAUAAUUGCUGUAUCAGGUAAAAUUGCAUUAAGUUUAUAAGGAAUCUUUCCUUUGAGUGAUAUUAGUUAUCUUUUGUGGGUAGGAUAUUUAAAGCUUUCCUAAAGAUUUUGCUUGAUGCAGUGUGAUCAUUUGGUCUCUGUCUUUUUACAUUAGAAUGAACACUGCAAGGCCAUUAAGUUUUGUUAUUUGUUGCUAUUUAUUUUGCUGUCAUAUCUGGAAGAAUUUUUGCCUGCCAUCUUGCACCUCCCAACUUCACAAUGAGUUAUUAAACUUUGUUAAUACAAGAAUAAUUUUUUUUUACAUAGAAAUAGUUCUAAAAUGGUUGGGUUUUUAUAAUUUAAUGGGAAGAUGUCUUUCAAGUUAUAGAGUUCUGUUAAAAGAGGAUUAAAUACAGUCUGUAGAAUUUAUACAAUGCUUAGAGAGCUACAUGGGAAUCUCUUUGCUGUGCAUUGGGUCAAUAAAACAAUUAUUACUCUGUUA